AAGUAGAGGAAGCAGUUCUUUUAUUUUCCCCAGAGAAUUGAACUGUCUGCUCCCACUUUCAUCACUUUUCAAGGCCACUCCUCCUAAAUAUUCACACCCAAACCACCAAUCAUUCGUUCAUGCACAUGCCGUCUUCCAUGAACCCGAAACUCAAGCUUUAGUUUUUAUUUUUUGUGUUUUCGAAGAAUGUUUGACUUUCUUUUUGGCUGGAGAAAAGCUUCAAAGUGUAAAAAGCUUAUCAAGCAUGUUCAGUGUCGCUUGAAGCUGCUGAAAAACAAGAGGUUGACGAUGGUGAAACAGCUGCGGGAGGAUCUUGCUCAGCUCAUCAAACUUGGGUAUGAAGAAACUGCUUUUAAUCGGGCCGAGCUGCUUCUUAAAGAUGAGAAUAUAAUGGCGGUCUAUGAUCUGUUGGAUCACUUCUGUGAAUUCAUCAACCUUCAAUUAUCAUAUAUUCGCAGACACAGGGACUGUCCUAAUGAUAUCAAUGAAGCAGUUUCGAGCCUUAUGUUUGCGUCUGCAAGAUGUGCAGAACUUCCCGAGCUUCCCGUGAUUCGGAAGCUCUUCGGGGAGCGUUACGGUCACCGGUUCGCGACGGCGGCUGUCGAAUUACUUCCUGGGAAUCUGGUGAACCGUGAGAUACAAGAAAAGCUGUCAGUGAAAUCGGUUUCGGAUGAUGUAAAGAACAGAUUGAUCGAUGAAAUAGUUCGAGAUUACUGCCUGCAGCCUGGAAUUUCGGCACUUGAAUACUUCCCCGAAUUGGAACGCCAGGUAACUAGUGAGAUGGAAGUUAAGUCCAUGCAGGUUGAACCAUUGCAACUUCGAUCGACAUCGGAUUGUCCGGAUGAUCCACAAUGCAGGGAUAUCGUCCCGGUUUGUUCGAUCACUUCAGAACAAAAAGAUGAUGAAACGAUGAAAGUGACAUCUUUGUCGGACAGUUUGCCUCCGAUCUCCGGGGAGCUUGUUGUCUACCUUGAUGACAUAGAGGAGUUACAAUCUUCCGUUAGAAAAGAAGCAUAUCGCCAGGAUCAGAGACUAUUCAAGUUCAAGUCACUCCCCCUGCCUACAAGAAGAGUGGUUAUGGACGGAACGGACGGUGACGACGAAAGUUCGGACAACGAAAACCACGACGAGAAGUCGAAGAAAUUAAUGUGGAGGUCAUUCUCUCUUAUCAUGAAGGAUACCGAUCACAAGAUUUAUUAUGAGAAUCACAAGCGUAAAUCUCAUCACUACAGAAAGCUCCACAGUAAGAAAACAGUAACAAAAAUUAAAACACCUUAUGCUCUAAAGAGGCCUAAACAACCUUGCCAUUGCCAAUGUUCGAGUGCCUUACCGAGCGCGGGCUGGUCCGAAACAAGAAUCGUUCCAUAUUCGAGGGCCGUAACGAUGCCACAAGAAAGGCCGAGAGGGAUACACAGGUACAGCAUCGUUCGGUCGAAUUCGUUGUCCGUUCACAAACCGAAUCACGUCCAUCCUAUGCUGCCGGAGUAUGAAGACAUAGCGGCCAAAUUCAUGGCUCUCAAGAAAGAUCGUCUGCAACAAAAACAGCGAUGAAGAAACUAAAGAUUCUCUGGUAUUCUUUUCUUUUCAUUUUAUAUCAUAUGAUCAUAGGGACAAUGGUCACUUGUAAACUGGGUCGGGUCCAACAAGCCCAUAACUUAAUACCCAACUUAGUUCACUAAUCUUUUUAAUCCAGAUUGGGAGUGCUUCUAGAACUGGAAAAUAUGGAAGGAUAUGA
Molecule: messenger RNA, 1735 nt
Organism: Hibiscus syriacus
Lineage: Eukaryota; Viridiplantae; Streptophyta; Magnoliopsida; Malvales; Malvaceae
Exons: 5
Coding region: 187-1551 (454 amino acids)
Biological process (GO): protein transport
Source: RefSeq, a predicted model, not a curated record